GCACCAACUCUGAUCUCUGUCCUAAACUCAUCUCGCCGCUGGAGCCACCUGGGCGAGGCAGAAGUCGCAGCAGUAGUGUACCCUUGUGGUUAAGUAAAAGUCGAUACGCUCCGGACAGAGAGAGGAAGCGCGAAAAGUAAUUCGGACGAGCAAACGAGACGGGAGAGGGGGAGAAGAGAAGCGGGCGACGACUACUACUGUUAGUGAGGCGGCCGCGACAUGCAAACGUCUUCUUCCGACGCCUCGUUGAUAUCGGACAAGUCGUCGACAUCCACCGAUACCCAGUCGGCUGCGACGAGGAGCACGGCGAGCAGCAGCAGCUCCUCCCUCGUCAGCACCAUUCCCGUGUCAGUCCCUGAUCCAGAGGCAGGCAAGUCGGCGGCGGCUACGACAACGACGACGACGGGAGCAGCAGCAGCAGCAGCAGCACCGGCGAAGAAGCAUCGAUCCGUCCGUUCCCUUACCCGGGAGUACGAGACGCAAACGUCUGAGGCGGCAUCGGCAGACGGCCCAACGGCCUUUCCCCUCUCCUCGUCGCCGCCCUCGGCCUCGUCGUCGGCCAACUCGCUCUCGCCCAUUAGGGAUCGCGAGCGGAGACCAUCAGCAGGCUCUUUUAGCAGUGCGCAUUCAAGGAAGCCCUCGGUGCUGUUGGCAAGCCCCAGCUACCCGUCCACCUUGGCCGUCAACGAGCCGCACGCCCACUACCAGCGACAGCGGACAAUCAGCGGCAACUCGAUCAGGUCCAAUUCCGGCGAGCUGGCGAGGACACCGAGCGUCCGACUGGCAAGCCCAAACUAUCCGAGCACCUUCCAACAGCAGCAGACCAGCCCCACCUCGCCACCCCAAAGCGUACAACCUCUGCCAACAAGGCCGAGCGUGACGACUUCGCUGAGCGCAGACAGCCUCUCCAACGGAGCCCUCUCCUCAUCGACGUCGAUGUCGGCCACACCGAGCGGGCGAUCGACGCCCAUGAUGCAUCGGAGAAAGAAAAGCAGCAAGGAUAUCAACCUGGCCAAUGGAGACGCAUCGGGCCACGACAUGCUCCCCACGCUCAGUGUUUCCUUUGAUGGAAGCGACGAACAACUGGACGAAAACGGCGCUGCUGGGUACGACAACGAUGACAAGAAGGUCGCAGCGAUGCACGAUGAUGACGACGAGGCCAUGGACGGCCUGGGCGAGCUGAGCGACAACGCCAGCCCCAAGAAGGCAAUGUCGGCAGCGGAGCGGAGAGAUCACUCGCGCAAGCACUCGAGGGUCCACAGCCGCAACUUGAGCGUAUUCUUCCCGAGGCCCGGCAGCGAGGCAGAGCGCGAGGCCGAUGAGAUUCGCGCAAACGACAACUUUGAUCGACAGCCGCACCGGAUCCAGACGACGGGUCUCGUGGCGCAGGACACCAGCAGCAGCGGCAGCAGUACUAGCGAAGGGUCAGCCUUGACAGCCAAUGGCCUGACCGUGCCUCUCGACGACGUAGGAGUGCCCGUGAGCCCGACAAAGUCACGGCGGGGCCAUCAUCGCAAACACAGCGUCAAUCACGCCUUGUUUGAUGGUGCCCAUCUCCAGGUGGGCCGAGGCGCCAGUGAUAUUCCACUGAACGACCUGUCCACGCCUUCGACGGCCGCGUCCCCGUGGACAGCUUUCUCGUUCUAUGAUGCGUCUGAUGAGCCGGCUCAUCAGCACCAUCACCAUCCUCAUCACCACCACGACGCGCAUACACACAGCCACACCCACGAGCAUGCAAAUGACAAGGUAGCGGCCGCCUUUCCCUCGUCGUCUUCGCUCCACGCCGCCCUGUCGGAGCCAUUGUGGGCGUCCCUUCCUGCUUCUCACCGACCGCUGUUCGUCUUUGGGCUUUCGCACUUUGCUCUUGGAGCCGCGCUCUGGGUCAGCGGGCAGUCUGGGGACAGCCUCUCCAUGACGGGCCUGGGCUACCUCGUCGUCUUUGAUGCCCUUGGCAUCCUCAGCAGCUGUGGCGCCGAAUGGUUCGGCGAGUCUUGGAAGAGGCAAAGAGAACGCAAGGCGUUGAAGCGUGGAGCGAAAAGAGAUCAUUCUUCUUCACGGGUUGAUGAGCUGCGACGACCGUAUGGCUCGCACCGGGUCGAGACGCUGCUUUACUUUGUCCAGUCCAUCUACCUUCUCUUUGCGUCGGUCUACGUCUGCAAAGAGUCGAUCGAGCAUGCGCUCCUCGAAGGCUCCGAAGAGCAUCACGAGGAGGACGACGUGGGCCUCGUCCUGCCGACAGUCAUGCUCGUUCUCGCCACGGCCGUCUCCCUCUUCAGCAACCUCGUCUUGCACAACCAUGCCAAGCUCGUCGCCGCCUGCGGCAUCUCCACGGCUGCUUCCGAGGCUGCGUCUUCGUCACCGCUCUCGGCGCGAAGCCGUCGGAGAGGCCACGGACGCGCAGGCUCGGUCCUCGUCGAUCCAAAGGCGCUUGCAGGACCCUUUCUGCACCUCAUCUCGAAUCCAUUCAGCCUGACGGUGCUCUUCUUCUCCACUGUGCUGGCCCUCGCGAGCAUAAUCAUGCCUCCCUUCCAAGUGGCCGCCCUCGACAAGGUCCUGGCAGGCAUGGAGAGCGCGGCGAUGGCCUAUGUUGCCUGGCCUGCAAGCAAGGCGCUCGGCAAAGUGCUCCUCCAGACAGCACCGAGCGUGGUGGCACCCCUCAAUGUCCACCUCAAUCGCACCAUCAAGACCAUCGAGGACCACCGGCUCGUCACUUACGUGGCCCCUCCCAAUCUCUGGCAGCUCACGCCGCCCACCUCGGCUCUAUCUGCAGGAGCCGCCGUUGGUCUUGGGUCGUCUGCGAACGGAAACAUAGCUCACGCCUCGCCGUCAAAGCUGACGUCCAUUCUGCCCGCCAGCAGCGGACUGGUGGGAGGCGCAGGCGCCAGUCGGACAGCCAAGCACGCAGCCCUGGUUGCCACUCUGAAGAUCUUUAUCAAGGACGAGGCCACCGACGACGACGUCCUCGACGUGACGAGGUGGGCCUGGCAACUGGCCGCGCCGUCUGUCGGUGCAGGAGCUGGGCUCAAGCCCGGCGAUACCCUUCGAGGCUCCAUUCGCGCGGGCGAGCUCAUCGUCGAGGUGCAGCGAGAGGGCGCUCGGGACCGGUUCCUGGCCUCGGCCAAGGACAAGUACGGGGGCCAUCAUCACCAUCACCACGAUCACGAACAUCACGGCCAUGGUCACUCGCAUGAACAUGACGAUCACCACCACCAGGAUCAUCACCAUGACCACGGUCACUCGCAUGGACAUGACCAUCACCAUGACCACGCGGGUCACUCGCAUUCCUCCCACGCUCAUCACAGCCACUCCCACCAUGACCAUUCGGCGCACGGGCACAACGGUCAUUCCCACCACCACGAUCACUCGCAACCUAGUCACUCUGAACACCAGCACUCGCCUCACAGUCAUUCCCAUCAUCACGAAGACAACCACCUUCACGCAGCCGUCCCCAUCUCGACCGGUCCUCAGCACCAGCAGCAUCUUCACAACAAUCAUAGUCACCAUCACUAGACUCUUCAUCAUUCCUCCCCAUCUUCUCUCUUCUUUAUUCCCGGACAUUGUUGCUCUGAUCUUUCCUUG
Molecule: messenger RNA, 3579 nt
Organism: Acaromyces ingoldii
Lineage: Eukaryota; Fungi; Basidiomycota; Exobasidiomycetes; Exobasidiales; Cryptobasidiaceae
Exons: 2
Coding region: 220-3510 (1096 amino acids)
Biological process (GO): transmembrane transport; intracellular zinc ion homeostasis; zinc ion transport
Cellular component (GO): Golgi apparatus; membrane
Molecular function (GO): zinc ion transmembrane transporter activity
Source: RefSeq, a predicted model, not a curated record